UCAAGAAAAUAUCCUCCUCUUCAUCUGAUUUUCGUGCUAGAAGCGUUUUUCACUUUUUUUUUUUUUUUUUUUUUCUCUCAUAUAGUAUAUCAGUUCAACAAUCGUCUUAAGCCCUUUUGUCAUCUGUGAUUUUGUAAUUUCUGAGGUUUUAAAGAGUGGGUUUAAGCAGCUGUUGACAAGAAGAAGAAGAAGAAGAAGAACACAAAAACCCUAACGAAAAAAUGGAAUCCAAAGCUAUUUGCUUAGGGUUUCUUCCUCCAAGACUUCGCUUUUCAUCUCCACAUUUACUCUCUAGUCCUUGUGGUUCUUCGACAUUUGCAAAGCGUCAUGAUUCCAAACAAACCCUUGUUUGGAACAAACCGCAGUUGAGUCGAGGUCGUGUACUAUUGUGUUCUUCUAAUGCUGAAUCAAGGCCUGAGAAGAACCAAUUGGAAAAGAGUAACUACGCUCGAGCUGAGCUGUUCCGUGGAAAAUCAGGUUCUGUUUCUUUCAACGGCUUAACCCAUCAGCUGGUUGAAGAAAGCAAACUUGUUUCAGCUCCGUUCCAAGAAGAGAAAGGUUCUUUCUUGUGGCUUUUGGCUCCUGUUGUCUUGAUUUCUUCUUUGAUUCUUCCACAGUUCUUUCUUACUGGUGCCAUUGAAGCUACUUUCAAAAACGACACUGUUGCUGAAAUUGUUACUUCGUUUUGGUUGGAGACGAUGUUUUAUGCUGGUCUUGCAAUAUUCCUGUCUGUGACUGACCGAGUGCAGAGGCCGUACUUAGACUUCAGCUCCAAGAGAUGGGGUCUGAUCACUGGACUGAGGGGAUACCUUACGUCUGCAUUCCUCACGAUGGGUUUAAAAGUUGUGGUUCCUGUAUUUGCUGUAUAUAUGACUUGGCCAACUCUCGGAAUAGAUGCGUUGAUCGCAGUGCUUCCUUUUUUAGUUGGCUGUGCUGUUCAACGAGGUUUUGAGGCUCGGCUUGAAAGGCGUGGCUCAUCAUGUUGGCCCAUUGUUCCAAUAGUCUUUGAGGUGUAUAGGCUGUAUCAGGUGACAAGAGCAGCGACUUUUGUUCAGAGGCUGAUGUUUAUGAUGAAAGAUGCGGCAACGACUGCAGAAAUUACAGAGCGAGGAGUUGCGCUCGUUGGUUUGGUCGUAACCUUGCAAUUUCUAGCUGUUAUGUGUCUCUGGUCGUUUAUCACUUUUCUUAUGCGCCUCUUUCCUUCUAGACCUGUAGGUGAAAACUAUUAAAUCUCAGUGUUUAGUGAUUGUUAGAUGUGUAGCCAAAUCCCAUCGGUUUUGUUUUGUUUCUGUGUUCACUUCCGGAGUAAUGGGUUUUAUUAAGUCAUUUUGAGAGUAAGUUAUGAUCUUGAGAUAUGAAAUUGGUUGGAAAUGUUGUAAAACAGUCGUACUAAACUUCAAGACUUGACGAGGUCUUAUUGGGGACUUUGUAACCCUUAUCAAAAGUUUCAAUGUGUCCCU
This is a messenger RNA of Camelina sativa (false flax), 1460 nucleotides long. RefSeq lists its product as uncharacterized. Gene Ontology annotation, cellular component: chloroplast. NCBI's taxonomy places the organism in Eukaryota, Viridiplantae, Streptophyta, Magnoliopsida, Brassicales, Brassicaceae. The record is from RefSeq and is a predicted model, not a curated record.